GCCGGCGCCUAUUGGCCGGCGGAGGCGGAGGUAGGCUGCGCGGGGGCCCGAGACGGGCAGCGGGCGAUGGCGGCAGCAGCAGCGGCGGCGGGGCGGCUGGUCUGGCUGCUGGCCGCGCUCUGUCUGGGUCACGCCGCGGGGGAGGUGGCGCAGGGUCCACGGGUGCUGGGCAUUUGCCUGGAGCAGGCCGGGUCCGCGGGAGCGGCGUGGGCGCGCGGAGGGGAGGUGCCGGCCGUCCCUGAGGCCACCUUCCGCUUGCGCCUCUUUGGCUCGGGCUUCGGGAACAGCUCCUGGUCCUGGGCGGCCCCUGAGGGUGCGGGCUGCCCCGAGGGCGGGCCGGUCGGGCCGGCCGCGGCGUCCGGGGAGGCGGCGGCGGCCUCGACAGGCGAGUGGCGCGCGCUGCUACGCCUGCGAGCCGAGGCCGAGCACCCACACUCGACGCUGCUUGCGGGAGAGCCGGACGGCGCGGCAGCUGGGGAGACAGCAGCGGCGGCGGCCCCCGCGGGCGAGUGGCACGCGCUGCUGCGCCUGCGCGCUGAGGCCGUGGGCGCGGAGCCAAGCGUCGAGGCAGCGUUCCAGGAGGCGGUGCCGCCCUGGGCGCUUGGCCUGGGGGCUGCGGGGCUGCUGGCGCUGGCAGCGCUGGCUCGCGGCCUGCAGCUGAGCGCGCUGGUGUUGACACCAGCUGAGGUGCAGGUGCUGCGCGAGAACGGGUCGGAGGCGGAGCGCGCGGCGGCGCGGCGUCUGGAGUCGGCGCGGCGCUGGGCCAGCUACGCCCUUGGCGCGCUGCUGCUGCUAGCCUGCCUGGCACAGGCGGCGCUGGCGGUGCUGCUGUAUCGCGCGGCCGGCCAGCGCGCUGUGCCCGCCGUGCUGGGCAGUGCAGGGCUCGCGUUCCUGGUGGCCGAGGUGCUGCCGGCCGCCGUGAGCGGACGCUGGACGCUGGCGCUGGCCCCGCGCGCUCUGGCGCUCAGCCGCCUGGCCGUGUUGCUCACCCUGCCCGUGGCCUUGCCGGUGGGUCAGCUGCUGGAGCUGGCGGCGCGACCCGGGCGGCUGCGCGAGCGCGUGCUGGAGCUGGCACGAGGGGGCGGCGAUCCCUACAGCGACCUCAGUAAGGGCGUGCUGCGCUACCGGACCGUGGAGGAGGUGCUCACUCCGCUUGAGGACUGCUUCAUGCUAGACGCCAGCACCGUGCUGGACUUUGGCGUCCUGGCCAGCAUCAUGCAGAGCGGCCACACGCGCAUCCCUGUGUACGAGGAGGAGCGCUCCAAUAUCGUGGACAUGCUCUACCUCAAGGACUUGGCCUUCGUGGACCCCGAGGACUGCACGCCGCUCAGCACCAUCACCCGCUUCUACAACCACCCGCUCCACUUUGUCUUCAACGACACCAAGCUGGACGCCGUUUUGGAGGAGUUCAAGCGAGGGAAGUCCCACAUGGCCAUCGUGCAGAAGGUGAACAACGAGGGGGAAGGUGACCCCUUCUACGAGGUCCUGGGCCUGGUCACCCUGGAGGACGUCAUUGAGGAGAUCAUCAAGUCCGAGAUCCUGGACGAGUCCGAGGACUACCGAGACACCACGGUGAGGAAGAAGCCUGCUGCUCUCAGUGUCCCUCUCAGGCGGAAAGAGGAAUUCUCCUUGUUCAAGGUGUCUGACGAUGAGUAUAAAGUGAAAAUCUCGCCUCAGCUGCUCUUGGCCACCCAGCGCUUCCUUUCCCGAGAGGUGGAUGUGUUCAGCCCAUUGCGAAUCUCCGAGAAGGUCCUGUUGCACCUGCUGAGGCACCCCAGCGUCAACCAGGAGGUGAGGUUUGACCAGAGCAACCGCCUGGCUGCACACCAUUACCUGUACCAGCGCAGCCAGCCGGUGGAUUACUUCAUCCUCAUCCUGCAGGGCAGGGUUGAGGUGGAGAUCGGGAAGGAGGGCCUGAAGUUCGAGAACGGGGCGUUCACCUACUAUGGCUUGUCUGCCCUGACAGCCCCAUCUUCGGUUCACCAGUCCCCGGUGUCCUCGCUCCAGGCCCUCUGCCAUGACCCGCAGCCCGAGCCAGCUGACGGCACCCGCUUGUCCACGUAUUGUCCUGACUACACCGUGAGGGCCCUCUCCGACCUGCAGUUCAUCAAGGUCACGCGGCUCCAGUACCUCAAUGCACUCCUGGCCAGCCGAGCCCAGCUCCUGCCACCGUCCCCUGAGAGCGCGGACCUCCAGGUCAUCCCAGGCAGCCAGACCCGGCUCCUCGGGGACAGCACAGCCGCAGCAGCAGGGUCUAACCACGGUGGGCCCGGCCUCCCAGCGGAGGAGAGCCCCGGGCGGAACCCGGGAGUGUAACUGCUUGCCAGGCAGCCCAGGUCUGGGGAGUAGGCAAGCGCGUGGGGAACGCAGAGCCCAGCGGAGCAGCUUCCUGCCAGCCCGUCCUCGCCCCUCGGGCCACGUUUUAGAUGGCCCUUCUGGACGCAGCCAGAGCCUCUGAGGGCCUGCCUCCUCUGGGACAUGGGGUCCGCGGGCACAGCCUCCAGGCCUGCUUCCGAGGGGACGGAGGACACCGCCGUCUCCCUGGUCGGGCCCGGCCUGCCCCCUGUGACGGUGCGGGGCGCCUGCCCCUCCGGGGGCCACGCCACGAUGUGAGUGCACGAUCGCGGCCUUUCUGUGGCCGUCGCCUGUACUCGCUUUGCUUCUCUGCCAACCUUCUGCUGCUGGCAGCACUUUCUGAGCAAACCACGGCACCGGUUAUGGCUGGGGGUUCAAAUCCAUGGCCUUGUCAUGGCGAACGUGGCGGCUUCCCUGACAGUGCCAUGUCUCAGCACGCCCCAGCCUGUCCUUUGUGCCAACCCUGGAAGUUCAGUUCCUCACAAGCCUGUGCCACUAGUCCGGCCCCUCCUGUGGAGGUGGCUGGCUGACCCAGCAGAGCCCUGAGCAAGUUGCAGGCCCCGGGACAGGACGGGGGGCCCUGCGCUUCCCCCACACAUCUGCCUGGGGGAUGGGCGAGCCCAGCCCUGGAGUAGCUUCCUGCCAGCCGUCCUCACCCCCUCAGGCCACUCUCUGUGUUUUAGCGAGAGGUCCCGUGUGAGAGCAAGGGCUCUUCUGCUGCACCCAGUCCUUCCUUCAAGGUCAGGUCCCGGGACAGGAACCAACUACUAGACCAAUUUCACGCCCUCCUCCUAGGCUUCCGGUCGUGUGGCUGUGAGUGCGUGGAGAGCAGGGAGGGAGGGAGGGUUGAAUGAGGGCCAGGUGGAUCACCGCCACCUUUCUCUUAGAAAAACAUGAGAUUUCUGUCUCUGAAGCAUUUCAAGCUUUUGCCUAUUUCCUGUCCCUAGCUGUGGGGUUUUAGAGAAUCGGGAGCAACAAGAUUCUCUUUUUGUUGUUUGUCUUUUCCUUCCCGUUUACCUCUGUUAACCGUCCACAGUUCUUCAGCUGCGUAGAAGCGGCAUCACAGGGACCUGGAUCUUAGAGUGGGUGGGGGAACGGAGGGUGUCUGGAACCUUUCUCAAAGGAACUUGGGUCCUCAUCUGGGACCAGCAGGAGUGAAGGUCACACAGUGGCCUGCUUGCUGAGACGCUGUUCUCCAGGAAUUCACUCCAAGAGCAAACUCCCAGGUGGGAAACAGCAGGUCCUGAGGAUGUCUCAUCAUUCUGUGUCAUUAAUGCCGAUGAGAGGCCCUGGGGAUUAGCUCUUGCUUAUAUCAGUCUGCCUGUGGCAGGCUGCAGAACCUGCUGAGGACAUGGAGGACUUCGCUGUGCUUUACAGCCACCUCUCUCCAGAACAGCGGUUCUUCACCGGGGCUGCACGUCAGAAUCACCUGGAAAAUUAAAAAUUCUGAUACCCGGGGCCCACCCCAGGGGGGAUGUAAUGGGUCUGACAUCAGGAUUUUAGUUUUGAAAUAACUUUAGAUUCACAGAAGAGUUCCAUGUAACCUUCAUCUGGCUCCCCUCAUGUUAACAUCUUACAUCACCUCAGUACCUUUAUCAAAACUAAAAGUUAACACUGGUACAAAAAUAACUAAAUUACACUUUAUAAUAUGGAUUUUACCGGUUUUUCUAAUGUCCUUUCUCAGUUGCAGGAUCCAUUCCAGGGUACCAAUUUAGAGCUAUUACUUUUUUUCUACCUAUUUGUUUUGAAUGUACAGAUUCAUAGGAAGUUGCAAAGAUAGAGGUACCCUUCACCCUGCUUUCCUCAAUGGUUACAUCUUAGUUAUAAUCAGUAUCAAACCAGGAAUGGACACUGGGCAGUGAGGAUGGUUAGUUAUAUAUCAUCUCAUGUGUAGCUUUGUGUGACCACCGCUACAGCCUGGACACAACUGUCCCAUUGCCAUCAGCAUCUCACUCUACCCCUUCAGAGCCCCCCCCACCCCCCCAGCCGCCAUCCCUAAUCCCUGGCAACCCUUGAUCUGUUUGUCAGCUCGCCAAUUUUGUCAUUUCAAGAAUGUAUAAAUGGGGUUGAGUAACGUAACCAUUUGGGGUUGGGUUUUCUCAGCAUAUACUCUGGAUAUUCAUCCAGGUGGUUGCGGGGUCCACAGUUCCUCCCUUUUGGUGGCUGCGUGGUUUCCCAUGGUAUGCUCGUAUGCUCGUUCUAGUUAAGGACAUCGAGGUGGUUUCCAGUUUUUGGCUAUCCCAAAUAAAGCUGCUAUGAACAUUCAUCACAGGUUUCUGUGUAAAUGUUGGGUUCUUUCUCUGAGAGAAAUGUCCAGUAGUACAAUCACUAGAUUAUAUGGUGUUUUGUUUUGUUUUUUAAAAUUGACAAACUUCCAGAGUGGCUGCACCAUUUUACAUCUCCACCAGCAACGUGUGUGACCCAGUUUCUCUGAAUCCUUGCCAGCAUUUCAUAUUGUCACUUUUACUUUAGCCAUUCUGGUAGGUGUUGUGACAUCUCAUUGUGGUUUUCAUUUGCAUUGACAUAAUGGCUAAUGUGUAUCUUUUCAUAUGCUUAUUCACUCCAUGAAAUAUCUGUUCAUGUCUGUUGCUCAUUUUCUAAUUGGAUUGUUUAAUUUUUUUUAAUGUUGAGUGUUUUUUUUAAUUUCUUUAUUGAUUAAGGUGUUACAUAUGUGUCCUUAUUCCCCCAUGAGUUUUGUUUUUUAAAAUAUAUUUUCAUUUAUUUCAGAGAGGAAGGGAGAAGGAGAGAGAGAGUCAUCGAUUGGCUGCCUCCUGUGUGCCCUGACUGGAAAUUGAACCAUGACCUCCUGAUUAAUAGGUUGGUGCCCAACCACUGAGCGACACUGGCCGGGCUGCUGUUGAGUGUUAAGAGUUCUUAAUAUAUGUUCUGAAUACUAAUCCUUUUUUAAGGUUUUGGUUUACAAAUAGCUUAUUUUUUUCAUCCUCUAAACAGGAUAUUUUACAGAGAAAACGUUUUUAAUGUUGUUAAAGUCCCGUUUACAGAUUUUUCUUCUCUUACUGAUUAUGCUUUUGAUGACAUGGCUAAGAAUCUGCCUCCUGCUAGAUGCUGAAGAUUGUCUCCUAUGUUUUCUAAACCUUAUAGAUUUGUCUUACAUUUAAUUUAAGUCUGUGAUCCAUUUAGAGGUAAUUUUUGUAUAAGGUAUGACCUUCUGGUCAAGGUUCUUUUUUUCUCAAUUUGCAUUUUACUGUUUACUAAUGAGAUUGAGUGUCUUUUUACGUGUUGCUAGGCAAUUCAUAUUUUCUCUUCUGGGAAAUGCCUGUUGUAUCUUUUUUAAAAAUUUUAAUAUGAUUUUAUUAAUUUUUUAGAGAAGAAGGGAGAGGUGUAGUAUGAUAGAAACAUCAAUGAUAGAGAAACAUCACUGAUAGGCUGCCUCCUGCACCAAACCAGCAACCCUGGUCAUGUGCCCUGACCGGGAAUCAAACCAGUGAUCUCUUGGUCCUGGGUCAAAGCUCAACCACUGAGCCACACCAGCUGGUCUCUUUUGCCCUGUUUCCAUUGAGUUUGUAUUUUUCUUAUUUAUUCAUAUGAGUUCUUUAUGUGUCCUGGGUUCUAAUCAUUUGUAGAAUAAAUGUGUUGCAAAAAGUU
Eptesicus fuscus (big brown bat) is the source of this 5961-nucleotide messenger RNA. RefSeq names its product cyclin and CBS domain divalent metal cation transport mediator 3 (gene CNNM3). The transcript is spliced from 8 exons. Gene Ontology annotation, molecular function: transmembrane transporter activity. Lineage: Eukaryota; Metazoa; Chordata; Mammalia; Chiroptera; Vespertilionidae. The record is from RefSeq and is a predicted model, not a curated record. Gene Ontology annotation, biological process: magnesium ion homeostasis; transport. Gene Ontology annotation, cellular component: plasma membrane. The coding region runs from base 67 to 2316 and encodes 749 amino acids.